ACAAUAUUUGUUAGCGGUGGGCAUAGGGUUGUUCUUUCAUUCAUUUAACGCACCUUCUAUAACUGAUAUGCCAUUUUGACAAGGGCUAGCGUACACGAUCUGCUGGUUACUUCAAGAACCCAGAAAAGACUAACAAGGUCUACAAGAAUGGUGAGAAGUGCAUGUGCUAGUUUUACUUGGGAGAUAUAGGAACAUUUCAUCAUGAUGGAUGCCUUGAGAUCAUGGAUAGGACGAACUUCAGGAUGGAGAAUAUAUAUCCCUAGGGAAGGCCGAGGCAGCCCUACUGUCGAGAAACCCUUGAGAAGUGGGCCAAAGAAGCUGGCAUCAAUUAUGGGGACUUUUCUCAGCUAUGUGAAAAUGGUGAAACCAUUAGUGAGUUUUCAAGAUAGCAAAAGAUGCAAAGUUACAAAAAGUUCCUGGCAAAGGUAUGUUGGUACAAGAUCCACGGACCCCAAAGUCGGGAGGAGCGGCUGCUUCUGCUUUAAAGCUAAGAAGGGAAGAAGGCAAGGCAAAAAUUCAAGAACGAACUCGAACAGCUAUACAGGUUCCUUUUCUCUCUCGUCCUCGAGCUCAGUCAUGGCUGAAGCUUCAAGGAUUUUCUAUUCUCCGCUUGUUCCCAACUUCCGUCCGCUCCAGAAGACGCAUUCAACCAAGCCCUACACAGCAUCUUUUCGCAGACAUUCGAUCAAUUGCUCUGUCUCCACAAGUGACAGUGCUAGAGUGGCAGCGACCGGCCCGAUUCCAUGGGGUUGCGAGAUCGAUUCGCUGGAGAAUUCUUCUGCUCUACAGAAAUGGCUGUCGCAGUCUGGUCUCCCUGACCAGAAGAUGGCGAUACAGAGAGUGGAUGUUGGAGAGAGAGGACUUGUGGCUUUGAAGAAUGUUAGGAAAGGGGAGAAAUUACUGUUUGUGCCGCCCUCGCUCGUUAUUUCCGCAGACUCGGAGUGGAGCUGCCCCGAGGCUGGGGACGUGUUAAAACGUAAUUCAGUACCAGAUUGGCCACUUAUUGCAACCUACUUGAUUAGCGAAGCAAGUUUAAUGAAAUCAUCAAGAUGGAACAACUAUAUAUCAGCCUUACCUCGGCAACCUUAUUCACUUUUGUACUGGACACGUGAAGAGCUAGAUCGAUAUCUGGAAGCAUCAGAAAUCAGAGAAAGGGCAAUAGAAAGGAUCACAAAUGUUGUUGGAACAUACAAUGAUUUAAGGGACAGAAUAUUUUCCAAAUAUCCUGAAUUAUUCCCUGAGGAGGUAUUCAAUAUUGAAACUUUCAAGUGGUCAUUUGGGAUUCUUUUCUCCCGCUUGGUUCGGUUACCUGCAAUGGAUGGAAAGGUUGCAUUGGUUCCCUGGGCUGAUAUGCUGAAUCAUAACUGUGAGGUGGAGACUUUCUUGGAUUAUGAUAAAGCAUCCCAAGGCAUUGUCUUCACAACAGAUCGAGCAUACCAACCAGGUGAGCAGGUGUUCAUUUCUUAUGGCAAGAAAUCUAAUGGGGAGUUGUUGUUGUCAUAUGGUUUUGUUCCAAAGGAGGGAACCAAUCCUAGCGAUUCUGUUGAGUUGUUACUCUCACUAAAAAAAUCUGAUAAAUGUUACAAGGAGAAGCUGGAAGCACUGAAAAAGCAUGGAUUAAGAGCAUCCCAGUGUUUUCCUAUUCAAAUCACUGGCUGGCCUUUAGAAUUAAAGGCAUUUGCUUAUUUAGCUGUCAGUCCACCAAGUAUGAGCAAGCAGUUUGAAGAGAUGGCUGCUGCAGCAUCAAAUAAAUCAACAGCAACGAAGGACUUAAACUACCCUGAUAUAGAGGAGGAAGCCCUGCAGUUCAUAUUAGAUAGCUGCGAAAUGAGCAUAUCUAAAUAUAACAAAUUCUUGCAGGCAAGUGGAUCCAUGGAUUUGGACGUGACGUCACCAAAACAACUGAACCGUAGAGUAUUUUUAAAACAGCUAGCGGUAGACUUGUGCACGAGCGAACGAAGGAUACUUUUUCGGAGCCAAUAUAUUCUGAGAAGAAGAUUGAGAGACUUGAGAAGUGGUGAAUUGAGAGCUCUGAAACUGUUCAGAGGGUUUGGGAAACUUUUUAAAUGAUUGGUUGUUUGUGUGUAUAAAUAUCUCUGGACUGUUAGAUUGUGAACACGCUAGUCCUUACAGAAACUCGUGCCAUCCCGCCUCGCCGUGGUGGCAAUGCUUAGUUUCGUGCUCGAGAAUUAAGGAGGCUGGUCUAUAUAGAAAGUGAAACAGGCAAAAGAUCCCCCAUCACCACCACCACCUCUUGGUCUGUAUCAUCACAGUGUAAGUUCUAUAUUUUGUUGCAUGAGUAUUGAGUAUACUUGACUGAAAAUUUUGAUUUCUGGAGCUAGUUGCUUUU
This is a messenger RNA of Cucurbita maxima (winter squash), 2350 nucleotides long. Its product is annotated as ribulose-1,5 bisphosphate carboxylase/oxygenase large subunit N-methyltransferase, chloroplastic. Gene Ontology annotation, molecular function: protein binding; protein-lysine N-methyltransferase activity. Bases 202 to 2070 code for a protein of 622 amino acids. Gene Ontology annotation, biological process: peptidyl-lysine monomethylation. The record is from RefSeq and is a predicted model, not a curated record. Lineage: Eukaryota; Viridiplantae; Streptophyta; Magnoliopsida; Cucurbitales; Cucurbitaceae. The transcript has 17 exons.